Messenger RNA from Leptidea sinapis, 7766 nucleotides. RefSeq names its product rab-like protein 6. The transcript has 11 exons. Gene Ontology annotation, molecular function: GTPase activity; GTP binding. The coding region runs from base 82 to 1815 and encodes 577 amino acids. NCBI's taxonomy places the organism in Eukaryota, Metazoa, Arthropoda, Insecta, Lepidoptera, Pieridae. The record is from RefSeq and is a predicted model, not a curated record. Gene Ontology annotation, cellular component: nucleus; cytosol.
UAUUAUUUGGGGUAUUGGUUUGUUGAUUGUUUUUUGAAUUUGAAUAAUAUUAUAUGUUUUAGGAAUUAAACCUUUAACAUUAUGUUUUCUGCGCUUAAAAAAUUAACUAGAAGCAGUGAUGAUCGCUGUCAGCCUCCACUUCCUAUGUCGACUUCUUUGCAAAAGAAAUUUUCAAGAGGUGUACAUUUUAACAUGAAAAUAUUGAUCAAAGGUGAUAGAAAUGUUGGCAAAUCUUGCUUAUUACAACGACUGCAAGGAGGCGCAUUUAAAGAAGAAUAUGUUCCAACAGAACAAAUACAAGUCGCACCCAUACACUGGACAUAUAAGAACACAGAUUUUAUUGUUAAGGUAGAAGUAUGGGAAGUUGUAGAUAAAGGUAAAUCCAAGAAGAAGGCACCUUUAGGGUUAAAAUUGGAAAAUCAAACUGUUCCCAUAGCAAUGGAAGAUGGAAUUGAAACCCCUGUGCUAGAUGCCACAUUCUUAGAUGUUUAUAAAAAUGCUAAUGGGGUCAUACUGAUGCUGGACAUUACAAAACCAUGGACAUUUGAUUAUGUUGUUAAGGAGUUGAUGAGCAUACCGGCUGAUCUGCCAGUUAUUAUACUUGGGAAUCAUUGUGACAUGCAGCAUCACCGACAAGUACAUGCUCAUCAUAUAGAUCAGGCGUUAUAUAAUGCUAGGGCUGUCAGGACAGCACCGAUACGCUAUGCCGAGUCGUCAAUGAGGAAUGGGUUUGGUUUACGCAUCUUGCACAAGUUUCUCAGUGUUCCCUUCCUACGACUGCAGAAGACUAGUUUACUGGAGCAGCUUCAAAGGAAUCAGAAGGAUACUGAAGUAAUUGAAAAGGAACUUGACGAUUUUCAGAAAUCGGACGAAUCGGAUUAUGAUGCUUUUGUCGACAAACUAGUUAACAAAAGACGUCAAAGCACGGAAACAGAACCCCGCGUGAACAAUGAGCGAUCGCCAAGUAUUGUGUUGGGAGCGGGCAAACCCAUUGUGCCUCCGAGUGUGAACCCCCUUUUGGCGCAAUCAUUGAGCGCGUCAUUUGCGAGGCCACAGCAGAAUGUCGGCGAGGAUCAGAUAUCACUCCAGACUCACUUUGUCAGCCAACAACUAAUUAAUCCGAAAGGCAAUCGUUUAGUGAGCAUGGAUGUGACUCCGUCUAAAGUAUUGCAAGACAGCGGUCCGAGCACUCCGUCAGCUACAAAUGUGUCCGUAUCGACCUCCUCCGGUGCCUUAGACGAGUUCUACGCGGGGACCCUCGACAGCAGCUUCCUAGAAGACCUGCCCCCCAUCUCUCAUGUCGACCAACAAGCUUCUUACGACAGCGACAGUGACGACGGCAACAUUGUAAACCCCAGAGUAACUGUAGACCAAGAUGACAUAGACAUUGACAGCCCGUCACUGAAUUACGUUCAGAGAAAUGAUAAUCAUGUAUUGGGAAAUGUAUUCGCAAAGCAAUUGGUUCUGGGCCAGACUUCAGCUGACGACGAAGAUGUGACAGAUGUCUUGGUGGACCGAGAUGCUUGCAAUAAUGAAUACCCGCUGUGGGCUGGGGACUCCAGCGCCAGGAGGUCGCCAGAAGGUGGUGAGGACUCCGAUGGCAAUAAAGAGGCAGAAACACAAAAGGAUAAGAAACACAAAAAGAAAAAAACGAAAGACAAAGAAGACGGUGAUAAAACUGAGAGGAAAUUAAAGAAACACAGACGUAAGAGAUCCAAGGGAGAGAGAGUUGAGCGCAAUCAGCAACAGGACCUCCUUGAUACGAGCGUGGCGCCCGGACUCAACUAUAAUUAUGAUGAGUAUGACAGCAUUUAGCAUUUACUGUACACCUGCUUAAGAUACACUGUAUAACAAUGAACAAUUAGACAAGACACUGAUGUCAUUAUGUAUAUGUUGUACUUAUGAGCUGUUAAUCGUUUAAGAUACAAAGCUAACUGCCGUCAUAACAUAAAUCAAAUCAAAAUCAGUUUAUUCACGUAGGUCACGGAAAUGACACUUAUGAAUGUCAAAAAAAAAUCUUAUUGAAUCUACCGCUACUUCGUAAAGGGUUGAGCUAAUGAGAAGAAGCAGCAAGAAACUCAUUAGCACUCUUUUAUAUCAAGCAUAACUAUGAUAGCACUUAGCAUCAACCUUACAUUGCCGUAAUAAUGUUGCUGCUUUAGAUUAAGUAUUUGUCUCUGCUGCGCUCCAACUAGAUACCGUAGGCGUAGUCGCAAAGUGCGGCAACUAACACUACGCCCAAGUGGGCGUACUCGAGCCAGUCUCGAAUGUGUGACGUUGACGUGUCACAUGUUAAUAGUAAAACUUUGUAAAAAUAAUACUUCAAGAAAUAAGAAAGACUCUGGGAUCACCUACCAUUGGUUAAUAUUUUGUAUUUUAUUAUAUUUCAAUGUAAAAUAACACUAAAUGUAUAUAAGUUACAAAAGAACAAUGGCGAAAUUUUAUCUGACUAUAGGAAUAACCGUCUAAGGUUAGGAUAGUUACGAAAAAAAACUUCGUAGAUAAAUUGACUUGUUAGAUAAAAUUGUAUUGCAAAAGGAACCGGGGAAAUAAAUAAAAUAUUUAUUUCAUUUUCACAUUAUAUGCUGUCACGACUAUGAAAUCACAUCCAUUUUAGGUUAGAUCAAGGAAAGCUAUCUGUCAAUAUGACUGACAGCGAUGAGCGAGUGAUCAAUGAGUUUCUAAUUUCUAUACCUGUCACCUAUGAUCUACCUAAUGCUAAUAAUACCUAUCAAUUAUAUGUAGUUACCUCUGUUGUGUUGUUUUGUGCUUUCUUUAUUUUAUUGCGCAUUUGACUUCCCUCUUAUAAAAUUACUUAUAAAGCUAUGGACAACCAACUCUGGUUUGUUGCAAAUAAACUGUUAUUACCAUUGCAUCAAGUAACAAGUUUCCAUUUUAUCAUAAUAUAAUACUCAGAGUUGUUGACCGUAGACAGUAGUACCGUAGACGUUAGUAAUUAGGCGGGUAUUUAUUAAUUAUUUGCCUAUGGUUACUAGUUCCUAGCCUUAAAGAUUUUUGGAAUUGUGUUAUUCAGUGUUAUUGUUGUUGGAACAUGUUAGUUGGAAUAUAAUAGAUAAGUAUAAUAUAGUUAGAACGGUAAAGUAAUAAAAAUAAAAAACCUUACCUAAAAACUCAAACAAAACAAUCAUUUAUUUCUCCAUUAUCCCGGUUCCAAAUUAAAAAUGAAUAAUGUCAGUAGAUGCAGAAAAUUAUAGAGAAUUAAUUAGUACACGUCAGUUCUUGAGACGCUACCAUUCAAUUUCAAAUAUUUUGUAGUAUGAAACUUCGCCAUUGUUCUUUGAAAUAUGCCAUUGAGUGUCAAGGUGCCACGCUUACAAGCGUUUUACAAAUAGCCAAUACAUACUACAAUAUAAAGUUGCCGUAACAAACUGUUGUUCUUAGGUAGUGCGGUAUCUAGUUGGAGCGCAGCGGAGACCAAUCCUCAAGACGAGAGACGAAACUUUAUAUGAACUUUAUUUGGUUUAGAUUCAAUAAUAAUUGCACGAGGCAAACUCUUUGAUGUGUCUUAUUAUUGUAAAAGCAGUUAGCUAUUGUAUUUAAAGUAGUAUUUUUUAUAUUUAAAGCUCACUUGAGUUGAGUUAAAUUUAGCAUUUACUUUACACUAUUGUGUGUCACAAUUUUAUAUUGUUUGUGAUAGAACUAUUUGCUUAAAUCGUAGAUAGAAGAUGGACACUAGAUUCGCUGUCGGCGUAUGUUAAUGUGAUAGCAAUAGUAGUAGAGACGUGUGUUAUGUUUUCAUGUUUCAUUUGUGGACGAUUUGUACAACGUUAUAGAUAACUACGUCCCAUAAUGUAAUAAUAACUGGAAUCACACCAAAUCACGACAAAGAAGGACGUUCAGUUGAUGGUAAUUGAUACGCCCUGCCCAUUACUAUGCAGUGUCACUCAGGAUUCUUGAAUCACACGACAAUUCUGAGCGACACUACGAUUGCGCUCGUCACCUUGAGAUAUAAGAUGUUAAGUCUCAUUUGCCCAGUAAUAUCACUAGCUACGGCGCCCUUCAGACCAAAACACAGUAAUGUUAACACAUUACUGCUUCACGGCAGAAAUAGGCGCUGUUGUGGUACCUAUAAUCUAGCCGGUAUCCGGUGCAAAGGAGCUUCCCACUGGUAAAAACUGUCAGAAUUUAUUCAAUUACAAUUUAAAUUAAAUAGUAUUUCACGGCAACCAUUGUUUGUUGGGAGUUGAUGAACUAUGUCCAAAAAAAAAUCGCAGAUGUUAAAAGGAUAGCAGAUAUUGUAGUGUAUCUCGCUUACUCUCAAUACUAAUCUCAUCUAUGUGUCUCUGUCACGUUAUUAUUGUUAUUUUAGUGACGCAUCUAUUGUUCAUAUUCUAUGUACGGCUUAAAUGAUCUAAUACAUUAAUAACAAGGUGUUUGAUGUCAUUAUUAUCUUAAAUUAUAUUUAUAAUUUUUUUAACACUUUAUCUCAACGAAAUUGUAUUAUUUUAAAUAAACUAGGGAUAAAAUAAAACACGCAAGCCAUUAAGUACUUAUUUGAUGUUAUUAUUUAUUAAAGGGAAAAAUUAUUAUUCCCACUGUAAUUGCCGCUGUGGUUUUGGAGUGUUUAUCUAAAAAUAUAUAAAGUUAGCUUUAUUAUGACAGCACUAAGCGUUUACUUUACACUUUGUAAAAAUAAUAUUACUUUAAUAUUUCACAUUGCUUGUGAUAUAAUUCUUACAUAAUUCGGUUUAGUUGAAAAUAUGCAAUGACUAUAGUCAUACUUAACGUAAAUUACUUUUAUCUACACCCAUGCUUUAAAUCCUCUAUUAAAGAUUCUGAAACAGUUAGCUUAUUACCAACAUAAAAACACCCAAUGUCGUAAUAACCAUUACAUCAUCCAAACGAGUGUUGUAAUGUUGUACUGAAUUUCAUAACAACACUCCUUGGUUUUUUUUCAAUCCCUUCAUGCUCAAAGAGUUUCAACAAACAGCCACAUUCUUAUUGCUCGAUGCGUGGUAUCUGUAUGAAUUUCAAAAAAAGAACAUUUCCGUUUACGCGUGUUCCACACAACCAGAACGUGGCGCGCCGUAAAAAAAAGUAGGUUAUUCGAAACCCCGCCAUUUUUGUUGAAAAAAUGAGCACUUCAAUUUUUGACAGCACAUCGCCGGAUAUUUUAAACGCUGCAAAAGAACAUAAUAUUCAAGUGAAUUUUAAUAAUUGCACUAUACAAAAUGUAAAUUACUACUAAAAUAAAUAAUUAUUGAGUUUAUUUGUAUAUAAACAGUAAUGGAUGAUAUUAGGUUACUACUAGGACUGGCUGUUUUAAUGUUAACAGUAAGCUGUUUCAGAAUCUUUUAGAGGAUUCAUACUGUGGGUGUAGAUAAAGUCUUGUAUGCAACUGUUGAUAAUUAGGUAUUAAAACACUCAUGUGAUACUAUUAUCACACGAGGCAUAUUCGUGUUUUAAUACCCCUUAUUACACAACAGUUGCAUAAAUAAGUAUUACCCAUAGCUUGUGUUGGAAAGGCAUUUACCCCUUACUGUUUAAACCUGAACAACUUUAUUCCGAUUUAACACAUGCGAUCAUAUCAUUAUCAAAAAGCAUAAUAAUUUUAGUCGAACUAUCUCCCUAGGCUUAGUUUAAAUUUAUUAUCUUUUCUAGAUAUACAAGCUUAUUUUUGUUCCUUAACACAUUCCUCUUUAUUUGAAUAAUCGAUUUAAUUCUAGUCAUUCUAAAUUCAAUAGUAAUAAUUCAUGUGAAAUAUUAUUUUUUAAACCCAAUUCACAGGCCGCGAUCCUGAUAGUAUUAAAAUCGUGUAAAGUGUUUGUACAAUUUAUUGAAGUCGGCGUUACUUUGCGGAAAUCCAUAACUAUACAAAUGAUUUGAGCCAGACGUGUUACACGUCCUAAGGAUGCCUCGUGUAGAGACAAAUAUUGGCGGAAUUAACACUAAAGAAAACUCAAAUCAUUUGGAUGUUUGGUACAAGUUCCAAAAUAAAGUUUAUUAUAUGUUGAUAUACUUGGUCGAUAGUUUUGAUUUUAUUAACGGAUUAAUGCUGAAAACGCACGUGUUAUUAAUAAAUAUAGUAUAGUACGAUCACGACAGAUGACUACUGCGCAGGAGACAUUUUAAGAUCUCCCUGGAGAUGCGGGGCGAAGCGCAGGCGGAAUGCGUCAAGACCAGAGUGACGCCAUUGGUCGCGCGCUUGUCGCGUGAUAGACCGCUCGGUCGCUAUUGGUCGGUCGCAGCAUUGACUCGCUGCCACUGCUCCCGAGUACAGUUGAAAAGAAAAGUGUUUCGUUGUUUUAAAUUUAUUGUGUUACAUAUAUAUAUUAAGAUUUCCUUGUUUGUAUAUAAUAUGUAGAAGAAAAGCAUAUAAAAAGUGACCACGUCGUGGCUGAGUUUACUGAUAAUUAAUAAUAACGAGAAACAGACUAGAGCGGAGAUGUGGAUGUAUCUGAAUCAUCGGAAGAUGAAUUAAAAACGGAAUCCGGCCCCCCAGUUCCACGAUAAAGUGAGUCAUGGAACUUAGGAUACCGAUUAAAGGUUUUACUUACCAAGAUAAUAUUUUUACUUUAAUUUGUUUUAAACUUCUUACGUUUGAUUUAUAUUCAUUACCAUCACUAACAAUAUAACACAAUUUAUUAUGCUACGAUAAAAAUAUUAUUUAGUCUAAAGUCUUUUUUUCAUGAGUGUAACAUGGGCAGACGGCCGCCAUUUGUGGUCAACUUUCGUGAAUUGAUCUAUAUGAGAAACCAUAUGAAUGUAAAUGUUACUAAACAAUUUGUUAUUUAAAGUGAUAACCCUCACUUCUGGGUUUAAUUAGAAUUAGUUAAACAAGACAUAUCAAGAUUUAUGAACCUUACGUCACUGGAACGGUUGGCCCAGAGGAAGAGAGCACAGAACGGGAGAACGCAUCGUUCAUAAAUUUUGUUUUCAAAUGUAACUCUUACUGUUGCUGCCUAUUAGUAUUAUAUACACGUUUGUGAUGUUUGGGCUAUGGGAACAAUUCGGGAACCUUCGUAUUGUUGAGUAGGGUUGGCCCGCACUUCCUUUUUUGCCUUCCGCUUUUUACAUUUACAAACAUACGCGUUCUCAGCAUUGCUGUCUUCAUUUUAUAUCUUUUCUUAAUACCAAAAAACUCUUUUACACAAUAAAAAAACAGGUAUUCGCAUACAUAAAUAUUAAUUAAGAUCCCCCACGUACUUUCUAGACAGCCUGACAUAGUAUGACGUAAGAGCGACAAUAUUGAACUGUCAAGGUUUAUGACUCCACUGACAGACGGACUGGUGAAGCGCUAGUAACAAGGUUCUCGUUGGUGCGGAACUUAACACACACACACACACUGGUUUCCGUUGUAGUUUAUUAUGUAAAUGUAUGUCCUGUUUACACCGAACUUAUUGAACUGUGUAUUUUACAGGAAUAUAUAGUUUUCACUAAGUCACAAGAAUCUCGAAUAUUAUAAUAAUAAUAAAAAUGGUAAUUCCACCCUUUGUAUAUAAUGUUAUAAAGGUAUAUUGUGCAAUUAUUAUAAGCCCUUGUUAUAACAGUACGCGCGCGAAUAUUUAAUGCGUUAAUGUAUUAUUUUGAUAGGUAUAUAAAUAAUAUUUGCUUCAAUCCUUUCAUACAAUGCUUUGUCGAAUGUGAUUAAUGUUUGUUUAAUUUGUCAGAAUGUUUAAAAGCAUGUUAUAUCAAUGGCUGAUCAAUGUUAAGUAUUUUAUAUCUAUUAAGUACUAUUGUUAUAAUGUUUAUGCUUGUUGAAAACGUUGAAUAAUUUUACAUAAAGGAAAAUUUUAUUAUGCCAA